Lathyrus sativus (Indian pea) is the source of this 504-nucleotide messenger RNA. The record is from the annotation of a GenBank genome assembly. NCBI's taxonomy places the organism in Eukaryota, Viridiplantae, Streptophyta, Magnoliopsida, Fabales, Fabaceae.
AUGGAAUCUUAUUCUAUCUCAGAUUCUUCAUCUAAUAAAUCCUCAUACAUGUCCCAAAACACUAAAAAACCAAAUGAAUCAAUGAAACAUGAUAAAUACCCUUUUCAAUCAAAAUAUUCUUUGCUUCACUCAGUAAGAAAGUCACCCUCAAAGACAUGGAAGAAAGCACCGUUGGUACCAACACCUAUCAAAGUAUACAAAGUGGAUCCUAUAAACUUCAAACAACUUGUUCAGCAACUUACUUGUGCACCUCAGUUCAUGCCUCCACAGCCUGACCAUCACAAUAUUCUCCAAAGCACAGACCAUAGUACCAGAACCGCGGCUAAUAUUGACUCGGUUCCUUCGAACAACUGGUACCAGUACUUUCAAGCUGAAUAUUUUGGAAAGAAUUUUGAUCAGGAGGAAGAGGCAAUGACACCUGAUUUGCUGACAAUGAAUGUGUUCUCACCAACAUCUUUUGGUAACUUCUGCUUUGUUCCUCCCAUCAUGAGCCCAACUAUUUGA